Molecule: messenger RNA, 6064 nt
Organism: Ruditapes philippinarum (Manila clam)
Lineage: Eukaryota; Metazoa; Mollusca; Bivalvia; Venerida; Veneridae
Product: paired box protein Pax-5-like
Exons: 11
Coding region: 883-2673 (596 amino acids)
Biological process (GO): anatomical structure development; regulation of transcription by RNA polymerase II
Molecular function (GO): DNA-binding transcription factor activity, RNA polymerase II-specific; RNA polymerase II cis-regulatory region sequence-specific DNA binding
Source: RefSeq, a predicted model, not a curated record
AAUGAGCUGUGCGCUCUUAGUUCUGUUCACUUCAGAGAGAGUCGAUUUAUUCACAAGUUUUUGUGCUAGUUGUUUGGACAAGUUGAUUUAUUCAGAGGACUACAUUAUAAAGGGUAUUAGGAAAAAGUGUUCGGCAUACAUAUUCAACGUGAUUUACAUAAGUAAGACGAUUGGUAAGGCACUUCAAUAGAAUGUCGCCGUGAGUUUUGAGUGUCGGUAUCAUUGUGGUAUAUUGACAUUUAUCCCUUUCGUUUAUUGAUACUCUUGAUGGGGAGACCAUUGAAGACCAUCUGCAGCACGGCAACAUUGCUAGCUCGUAUUGGAACAAACUCAAUACGGUUUUUUAUACUCCACAGAAACAUUUCUAUGUUGCGUAUUAAGAUAUCUAAUAAAUGCGAGCACUAUAUUUUACUUUGAGUGACAUUUUGUGAGCAUUGCUGAUUGUAUAAUUUACAUGCGGUAAACUGAUUCGUGUGUAUGAACAUUUUCUGUCGAGAGGAAAAAAAGUAAAUUUCUGUUUUUCACAUUUCAGAAAACUCCCAUAAUAUGAUAAAUAGUUAAGAAUAAUUUAGUAGGCAGGGGAGUAGAGAUCACAGUUAAACAAUAAAAACAGUUGUUUAAACGUGCAUAAUUAAGCAAGAAAAUGAGGUCAAAGUAUAUACUGUGACUAGCGGCUGGUUCACUUCUAGGACUCCAUCUAAUUUGACGAGUUUUAAAUCCCAGUUGGUGUUUUAGUGUUGUUCAUUGGCGUAACUAUAUGCUUCAUUGCAAGAUUGGAUUAUGCAUUUAUCUUAAUUAAUUAUUAAACAGUCUUAGACAUGAAUUGCGGCAGGUUGCAUUUCUAGGUGCAUCAAAUGCGCAUUGUUUUUCAAGUCUAAAAUAAUGGACAUGUUGUAUUUCGGGGACUCAGUGCCCUACUCUUACCAGACACCCUACAAACAGGGGUUUGGCUACAAUCAUGGAGAGUUUAAUAACUCGUGUGCUUAUCAGUCUGUCGGGAUGGGUUUAAGUGACAUGGCAGCUUGUCGUUAUAGUUCUAUCCCGGCAAUGUCGUCGGCUUAUGGAAUGUAUGCAUUCCAACAGGCAAAUUGUGCUAACCUAUUCGCGAGAAAAGCCGGAAGAAUAAAAGGUCAUGGUGGAGUGAAUCAACUUGGUGGUGUGUUUGUUAACGGGCGUCCAUUGCCUGACGUGGUACGACAAAGGAUUGUAGAGCUGGCUCAUACUGGGGUCCGGCCGUGUGAUAUCUCGAGACAACUUAGAGUUUCACACGGCUGUGUUAGUAAGAUACUCGGCAGGUAUGGACAAACAAAGUACUAUGAAACAGGAUCUAUAAAACCAGGUGUCAUUGGAGGUUCAAAACCUAAGGUGGCCACUCCGGCAGUUGUCGAUGCUAUCACUAGGUAUAAAGUUGAAAACCCAACGAUGUUUGCCUGGGAGAUUCGGGAUCGGUUACUAGCAGAGAAUGUCUGUUCUAAUGACAAUGUACCAAGUGUCAGCUCAAUUAACAGGAUUGUACGGAAUCGAGCGUCCGACAAUGCUCGGAUGUCGAAGGAUGGAAGCUCUCCGGUAUCUGGGGAAGGUGGUACUCCCCACGGUUCACCUAAUGGUCAAGGUGGAACCUAUUCUAUCAACGCAAUAAUGGGUCUUCCUCCACAAGGAAAUUCCCCACUCACCGAUCACAACGGCAAUACAGGAACGAAACGAAAGCACGACGAAAACGUUCAAAAUGGGCAUGAUCCUGAAUUAAAGGCUGACCAACUUUUAAAUAACAACAAUAUAAAUAACAUGGACAUUUGGUAUAGUCGUCCAGCAAAAACAGCACGGUCAGAAAAUGGUGUAGUAAUGACUGACCCUACACAAGCAGUUAUAAUGAGUAGUAAUGGUCAGCUUUACAAUGCACAGAGUUUACACCCACCACCCUACGUAAGUUAUGUUAGCGGUAAUCCACCUAUAAAACAAGAGUACACCUCCUCUCCUACCCUCGAAGACCAGAACAGAGAACAACAACAACAACAAAUGCAGCAACAUCAUCAACAACAAAAUGACAGCGCCCCCACAGUCACAUACAGUCCCACUAUAGUUGAUCAAAACAAGGGUAAUUCACCGCACGAGAUUCACGGACAGGCCGACUCACACAGUAACGAUUAUGAAGCUGCGUCGAAUAAUACUGAAACCACAUCAACCACCAAUCCUGCUGCUAUAAAUAGUAACACGAGCUCGGCUACGUCACCGUCGCCUAAGCCAGGCACUCCGAUUAGCGGGAAUUUAACGGAAUUGACGCCUGUACAACCUACAUUAAGUCAGGCUUACACGCCCUUGCCAUCAUUUCCCGCUCAAUUUUCAAGUCAAGCUAGUACAACAUAUACUAGCGCAGUGUAUACAAAUCAACCAGUUGUUGGAACUGCUGUCCCUUCAGUCGUCUUGCCUCAAGUUACCUCCGCUCAAUAUACAGGCUCAGUGCCCGGAAAUACCAGCGAAUACUACCAGACCUCGGUGCCAUAUACUCAAUAUAAUUCUAAUCCAUACAGUGACCCUCAAUGGGCGGCUGCAGUCAGAUACGGGCCAAGUGGCAUCAUAAAUCCUCAGUACUAUUACCAAGCAAAUGCUGCAUCGUCUGUACGGACGGAACAGUCUGUGGCGUCUGGAGUUCCUGCAAGCCCUGAGAAGUCAUAAAAUAUAUCCCCUCCAUUACUGCACAUGGUCGGUGCCAUAUAGUGCUGUUUGCUUGAUUGAGGUCAACAUUGACCACAAGAAACAUUGCAUUAACAGUGAAAUUGAGAUUAUUAGAACUGCUGUAAAACAUGGAUUUUAUCGGUGACUUAAGUGUCGGUCCAUAUCGCUACAGACAACGAGGUUAUCAUCAAACACGUUUCUGUCGUGUACUAUGCCGAUAGUUAAACAACUAAUUGAUUGAUAACAAAGUCUGAUACAUGGAAUCUUUGUCUGUAAAUGUAGUUUUUAUUCAAAAGGCGUUAUUUCUCAAGCUAAAGGCGCUUAGUAAAUAAAGUGACUUAAAGAUGAUCGGAAAAGAAAAACUUAACAAACAAAAACAACAAUUAAAUGAGAUAAAGACAAGUACAUGUAUAAAACAACGACUACAUUAUGUAUUUUAUUACUUAGUAGUAUUUCUUUGCAGAUAUGCUUGGCAACAACUGCAGAAAGUGAUAUUACUUAUCAUAGAUUAACUUAUGAGUUGGUUGUGGAUGUAAAAUGCUAAAAGUGUCAAUUAAAUGAUGAUGUGCAGAAAUGGGGGAUAUUGUGAACACUUAACAAUAGUUUGUCCAAAUAACUAUAAUGUGUUGAUAUGAAAGGCUGUAUGGUAUCUGCAUUACCUAUAUUAUAUCAAGACAAAUACGGUGUAUGUUGCACUUAAUACUUCAUGCCAGUAGUUAGAUAUGCUGCACUUGAUAUGAGAUAUUUGUUUUGCUCUGGAGAAUGCAUCUUACACUGAUCUUAUAUAGUAUAUGAUGCAGUCAUACCGUGUAAUAUUCAAAUUCAUACAAAUUACAUAUAGUACUGAAUGAGAGGUUAGUUUAGAGGCUCAGUAGAUGUUUUAGACAAAUUUUGAAAAAUGGUUCUUAUACAUUUUGUAAAUAACACGUUUGUAAUUUCAUAUGUAUUUUAUGUAUAUUUUAUUCACUUGCAAUUUAUUUUGCAAUACAAAAGUACCUAUACAUACUCAAUUUUGACAUAAUAUUUUGUAACUAAAAUGUCUGUGUGUAUGUGAGCUCGUGCGCAUGUGUGUGAUUGGUUUUUAUGUUGUUAUAUGAAAGGAUAUUUCCACAUGACUUACACAACCAAUGCAGUCUUUGAAUAUAAAUAUAGACAGGUUGAGAGUGUGUUCUUAUGCUUUGUUUUUUUUCUACACUUAAACCUGAUAUUUGAUGAACAUAAAUGAGGGUAUAUAUAACAAUGUUUCCAUUGUGAUUAGUGAUACCUCUUCUGUUUAUAUAAUGCUUAGUUUAUAUACAUGUAUAUAUGUGUGUUGACAGCAACUAACAACAAAUAAAAUAUAGUCUCUAGUCUUCAUUUAUACAAACAAGUGAGCUGCUACAGUAAAUUACAUGACAAUUUAAGACACCCUUUCACCAUAAAUGUUUGUACACUGUAUUGUUUUCUAAUUAUGACAUAGAUAUAUUACAAAGUUACUUAUUGAAAUUGUAAAUAUUUGAAAAUAUUAAUUAAAAUAUAAGAGAAGAAAUGAUUUUAAGUAAAUAUAUAGUAACAUAUUCAAAGAAGGAGGACUUGCUGGAAGGUUUUAGUUAUUUAAAAAUGGGGUUAUUGAUUGCCAAUUCAUUUGUAUCAGGGAAAACGCGUGAAUCUCGUAUAUAUAAAUGUAUUUACCCCUUUCAUGACAUAAUUUGUCUCGAUCUUAUAAUAAACAUUAUGCAUAUCACAUACUGUAUUGUUUAGAUAUAUAUAAUUUUACAUUUAUUCUUGGUAAAAUACAGUGUCUAAUGGUGAUUCAUUUUCAUUCAAAUGUGAAAUUUUGUGCUUCAUUUGUGAAUUGGUUUUAUGAAAUAUCUUCUAUUUAAAACGUUUCCAUAUAAACAAAAAAGAAAUGCAUAUUUUUACAAUGUAUUGAUUUCGAUUAUAUAAGUAACUGAUAUAACAUUUCAGAUUUCUUUUUUAUCUAAGUUGAUUAUAUGAUGAAUGACCUGACCUAUUCCUCAUUUUAUAUUGUAAUAUUUAAGUAAUGACCUAAUAGUAAUGCUAAGGCACAAACUGCUCUCUUCUAUAUUAGAUACUGCAAUGCUACCAGAAAUAGGAUUGUGUUGUCUUAUAAAUGCUUCAGAACUGAUACCUAUACUGAGAGGAAGGGGGAACACAUAACCGUUCAGAUGAAUUCACUGUCAUAUGAUGAACAUUAAAUUUUUAUCAUUAAUCACAAAUGUGCAAUAAAGUUGAAAAAUGUAUAUCGUAAACUUCCAUUUCAAAUUUGUGAGAUACUUUAGGGUACUAGGGGUAGAAUUUCUUGCACAAAUCGCUCAUUCAUUGUUUGCAUAUUUAUAUAUGUUAUAUCAUGUGCAAGCAAGACAAACUAUAGUGUUUCAGACAUGAUCUCAAAAAUUGUUUUGUUUCCUUUUGUCAUAUAAAAAAUCUGUUCACUUAUAUUUCCAUGUGUUUUCAAUUUACCUCUAAUUGAAAUGUUUUCUUUUGAAUGAAAACAUUUUGAAAUGACUUUCAUGUUCGACAUUGUAACGAUGAUAAUACUAGUAUAUCGAUUUGAAUUUUGUGCAGUACUUUUUCAAAAUGGAAUCAUUUAAUAUUUAGUGGGUUUUUUUUCGCAACAUUAACUGUAGUGAAUGAUUUUCUCGAAAAAAAAAUUUUUGAAUAUUUCCACAUUACUUCAAUAAAUCUUUCUUCUUAUUAAUGAAAGUUUUAAAUUUGGAAUAUUUUGAAACAAAAUACAGUCAUGACUGAGAAAAUACUCUAAUAUCUAGGAAAUAAAAGAGAAGAUAUUUUUAAAAACAAAUUUGAUUUUAAAAUAUAUGUUUUUGGUUCAAUUAUUUAUCUUGAAAUUAAUAAAUUUCUAUUUUUAUUUCAUUUUUUUACACUUUUUAUAUUUCUCUAUUGAAAACGUGAUAGAGAACUAGUAUGAAAAGGACUCCUACUAUAUAAUGUUCUACAAAUAACUUACAGUUCUUACAAAAAAUCCUUUACCACUUACUCUUUUUGUUUUGUUUGACCAUUUGGAUUAUGCACAGUGUUAAAACUUACUUUCUGAGAUCUUUGAAGUUCUGUGUAUAAGAAUACAAUUAUAUGAUUGGUCAUUAAGAGCAAAUGAUUACAAGUGUGGUUGUAGAUCUAAAGUGCUACUUUACAUAGAUAAUUAUGUUGUUGUUUUUUUUACUUUAUUACAUUAUAGAAGAUAUGUUGUAUAUAUACAUUUUAUGUCGUUUAUACAGAGAUACUAUCUAGCAAGAUUGUAUCAUAGAGACCCUAAACUUCGUGAUAGGACAUAUAUCAGACCUAUCAAACUUCGUUAUCUUUGUAAAUGUAUGCAUACUGAUGUUUGUCAUAAUGUCAGGAUUUUAAAAAUACAAUUUUGUUACCUUGACAA